CGUUCAACCGCGCCGCCGCGCCGCCUCGGCAAGGUUCCCCCCUCGCUGCUGCGUCCAACCGCGCCGCAGUGCCGCCUCGGCAAGGUUCCCCCCUCGCUGCUGCGUCCGACCGCGCCGCACUGCCGCCUCGGCAAGGUUCCCCCCUCGCUGCUGCGUCCAACCGCGCCGCACUGCCGCCUCGGCAAGGCUGUCCCCUCGGCGCCACCAAAGCAGGCAGCGGUGGAGACUUUCCCCGGCAAGGAAGCCCCCUCGCCGCCGCUGCCGGCUGCGCCGGUGCCUUGGAGCACCGAGGCUGUCCCCACGUCGCCACCGCCCACAGCGCCGGUGCCCUCGAGCCGCAAGGCUCCGGAAGUUUCGGCGCGGCCGCACGGCCUCCCUCCGCACAGGCUCAUGUUUUGGGCCGUGGACGUGGACGCCGAGAAGAAGCAGGCGCAGGCGGCGGCCAUCGCGGGGGCGGCCCAGUCCGUGAAGCCUCGCGGAAGGAAGGCCGGGCCGGGUCGGAUGCAGGCGCAGCAGCACAGGACGGGGAGGAGAAGGAGCAGUGAGCUCGGGCGCCGGCAGGCGAAGGCGGCGCCAGCCGAGGUCGCCUGCAAGCCGGCGUUCACGACGAGGCCGCCGGCGCCGAGGCCCGCGCCGGAGUGGAGCGACCCGCAGGUCACCACCGUCAUGAUCCGGAACAUCCCCAACAGGCUCAAGCCGGCGGAGAUGAUGCAGUUGCUGGACGACCACUGCGCCCGCGAGAACAGGGAGGAGAAGCGCGGCGACGUGCCCGCCGCCUACGAUUUCCUCUACCUGCCCAUGGAUUUCAGCUUGUGCUGCAACCUGGGGUACGCGUUCGUGAACCUCACGUCGGCGCAGGCGGCGCGCGUGCUCCACUCCGCCCUGCACGGCGCCCGCUGGACGGUGUUCGGCACCAACAAGGUCAUCGACAUCUGCGCCGCGCGUAUCCAGGGCAAGAGGGCGCUGGUGAAGCACUUCAGCAACUCGACCUUCCCGUGCGCCACCGACGACUGGCUCCCCGCCGUCUUCUCACCGCCGCGCGACGGCGCCGCCGACCCGUCCGUCGCCGGCGAGGCCACGCGCGUCGGCACCCGCGUCACUCCCGCCACUCCCCUGCGGGCCACGCCACGGGCGCAGCGGCUGGCAGGCAAGCCCGUGGCCCGUGGGCGUCGCCAGCGCGGGGUCAUGAAGCCGAGCAGCGCAACAAGCUGCGCGUGAGGCGUACUAUGCUCCAUUGCUCGUUCGUGCUAGGGUAGCCGGUCAAACCGGAGUCCGGCCAUGCCUUCCCUUUCUUUCUCCUUUGGUUGGUGCAGGGAGGGAAGGCUGUUGGACUCUGGACAUGAGCAAGCAUCGCACUGCUCUACCACGGAAAUUUCUUUGUCUCCACUUAGAAAUCGCCAUGAAAUUUCUCCUGUGUGUGUGGUGUAGCAUCAGCCUCUAUCCUGUGCUGGCUGUGUAAUGUGUCCGUAGCAUGUGUCUUGUUCAAAGCAAAGACUGUCUGGUGUCUGGUCGCCGAGUCGCCAUUGGCCCAGGCAUUGUACGGUA
Molecule: messenger RNA, 1545 nt
Organism: Triticum dicoccoides
Lineage: Eukaryota; Viridiplantae; Streptophyta; Magnoliopsida; Poales; Poaceae
Product: protein MEI2-like 7
Exons: 4
Coding region: 391-1218 (275 amino acids)
Molecular function (GO): nucleic acid binding
Source: RefSeq, a predicted model, not a curated record